Molecule: messenger RNA, 813 nt
Organism: Plectropomus leopardus (leopard coralgrouper)
Lineage: Eukaryota; Metazoa; Chordata; Actinopteri; Perciformes; Serranidae
Source: RefSeq, a predicted model, not a curated record
AUGAUCAUAAGUCUGUAUCGCUCUGCCGCUCUCGUGUCUGCAGGAAACGCCUUCGUGGUGAGCCUGGCUCUUGCUGACCUGGUGGUCGCCAUCUAUCCCUACCCGCUGGUCCUGACCGCCAUCUUCCACGACGGCUGGAUCGCCGGCUACAUCCACUGUCAGAUCAGCGGCUUCCUGAUGGGCCUCAGCGUCAUCGGCUCCAUCUUCAACAUCACGGGCAUCGCCAUCAACCGCUACUGCUACAUCUGCCACAGCCUUAAGUACGACAAACUCUUCUCCAACAGCAACACCAUGUGCUACGUCGUCAUCGUCUGGGCGCUCACCAUCCUCGCCAUCGUGCCCAACUGGUUCGUGGAGUCGCUGCAGUACGACCCGCGGGUGUACUCGUGCACCUUCGCGCAGUCGGUGAGCUCGCUGUACACCAUCACGGUGGUGGUGGUGCACUUCAUCCUGCCCAUCGGCAUCGUCAGCUACUGUUACCUCCGCAUCUGGAUCCUCGUCAUCCAGGUGAGGCGGCGGGUCAAACCGGACUCGCGGCCAAAGAUCAAGCCGCACGACCUUCGCAACUUCCUCACCAUGUUCGUCGUGUUUGUGCUCUUCGCCGUCUGUUGGGCGCCGCUGAACCUGAUCGGGCUGGCGGUGGCGCUGGACUCCAGGCUGAGCCGGGCGAUACCGGAGUGGCUGUUCACGGCCAGCUACUUCAUGGCGUACUUCAACAGCUGCCUCAACGCCGUCGUCUACGGCGUCCUGAACCACAACUUCAGGAAGGAGUACAAGAGGAUCGUCCUGAUUAUCUUCAAGUUUCACUGCUGA